Aspergillus campestris IBT 28561 is the source of this 1556-nucleotide messenger RNA. Its product is annotated as protein kinase. Gene Ontology annotation, biological process: protein phosphorylation; regulation of mRNA processing; spliceosomal complex assembly. Bases 56 to 1339 code for a protein of 427 amino acids. Gene Ontology annotation, molecular function: ATP binding; protein kinase activity. NCBI's taxonomy places the organism in Eukaryota, Fungi, Ascomycota, Eurotiomycetes, Eurotiales, Aspergillaceae. The record is from RefSeq and is a predicted model, not a curated record. The transcript has 4 exons.
CGGACACUCUGGAAUGAUCCAAGGUGAUGUGCACCAACGACGCCGUCCUAAUUAAAUGUCAAGCACCUGGAUACUCUUGAGACGCCCUGUCGCGUCGAGAAGUAUCCCACGACUUCGCAUGGUGUUCAAGUCUAUGUCCACCCAUCCGGGCCCCAGUCAGAUGGAUCAUCUUCUUUACACUGCUACCGUUGAUGCGGAACCACUUCAUCGCUACCGACAAGGUGGCUACCACCCAGUCGCUUUGGGAGAUUGCUUGAAAGCCGGAAGGUAUAAGGUGCUGCAUAAAUUAGGGUGGGGAGGGUACUCGACUGUCUGGGCAGCGAGAGACCAAAGAGAAGAGGUUUAUGUUGCCGUCAAGAUUUCUGUUGCAGAAAGGGAACAUGAGGGGGAAACGCGAGAGCUCCAAACGAUGAAGGAGCUGGCAUCGCAUCUCCCUCCUCCCAAGCAUACGGUGCAUCUGCUCGAUGACUUCGAUCUAAGAGGCCCAAAUGGAUCUCACGAAUGCCUAGUCUAUGAGCUUCUCGGGCCGAAUAUCCCGGACACAAUUGAUGCACACUUUCCGGCCGGAAGACUGCCUGGGCAGCUCGCCAAAGCUAUUGCCAAGCAAGCUCUUAUCGGGCUCGAUAGUCUGCAUCAACAAAGGAUCGGGCAUGGAGAUCUACAUACUCGCAAUCUGGCCUUCACUAUGCCGUCCAUGGACAGCUUGACCGAAGAACAGUUUACUGAGAUGCUAGGAAACCCGGAGAUUGGCCAUGUCCGAAGGACCGACGGAAAAGACCUAGAGCCUGGCAUACCCGAAUACAUCGUCAGGCCCACCUCGUACCAGACACGUUCUUGGAAACCGACGCAGUCGAUCAAGAUCAUCGACUUUGGAGAAUCGUUCUUACGCACUGUAGUCCCGCAAACUUUACACACCCCUCUACCUGUCCGGGCGCCCGAAAUCAUAUUCCAUGACCGCAUUGACUAUCAGGUGGACUUGUGGAGCAUGGGCUGUAUGCUUUUUGAGCUUUUCGUCGGACAGCCCCCUUUUGACACCUUUUUUCUGACCCCCAGGAUCCUCGUUGGCCAAAUGCUAGAGAUAGCAACUGACGACAUGCCUAAGAGAUGGCAAGGUAUCUGGGAUACGAUGAAUGCGGAGGGUAGCGAGCUCACCGAAAGUACCGGUCCCAACUUGCAGGGGUGGCUGGAAGAAGUGUACUUUGAUUGCGCGCUGAGGCCCGACUUGACCAGGGAGGACAUAGCGAGGCUGGGACAAAUCAUCGGAAGGUUAUUACGGUUUGAGCCGUCCGCAAGAGCGUCCGCGAGAGAGGUCCUAGAUGACCCUUGGUUCAACGAGUGAGAUAACCCACGGUGGGGAGGUACUCAUAGAGUUAGUUGACGGGCCUAGUACUAUAUUCGCCCUACUACUCUUCAUACAAAAUCCAUCACCACUCCUGGUCCGUUACCAUAGCAACCUGUCCCAUCUGAUGUAAUAUCACAACCCUAAACUAUCAGAUUCCUGGACAAGCGUGAGACAGAAGAUCAAUGCCUUCUCUGGAUAUCCUAGACAUGAUGCC